ACUACUACUACUACUACUACUACUACUACUGCUAUGAUUACUACUACUACUACUACUACUACUACUACUACUACUACUGCUACUAAUACUGCUACUACUAGUACUACUACUACUACUACUACUACUAGUACUACGACUACUACUGCUACUACUGCUAUUAGUACUACUACUACUACUACUACUCCUACUACUACUGCUGCUACUACUAUUACUACUACUACUACUACUACUACUACUACUACUACUACUACUACUGCUACUGCUACUACUGCUAUUAGUACUACUACUACUCCUACUCCUAUUACUUCUGCUGCUACUCCUACUACUACUACUACGACUACUACUACUACUCCUCCUCUUCCUCCUCCUACUACUUCUACUACUAUUACUCCUCCACCACCACCUCCUCCUCCUCCUCCUACUGCUACUACUGCUACUGCUACUCCUCCUACUACUCCUACUGCUACUACUACUACUACUACUACUACUACUACUACUACUACUACUACUACUACUGCUACUGCUACUGCUACUCCUCCUACUGCUGCUACUACUACUCCUACUCCUACUCCUACUCCUACUACUACUACUUCUACUACUACUACUACUACUACUACUGCUGCUACUGCUAAUCCUCCUCCCACUCCUACUGCUACUGCUACUGCUACUCCUCCUCCCACUCCAAAUGCUGCUACUCCUCCUUCUCCUACUACUACUUCUACUACUACUACUACUACUACUACUCUUACUCCUACUACUACUACUGCUACUGCUACUCCUCCUCCUCCUACUAAUGGCUCAAGGAACAUGGUUGUGAGCCUUCCACAAGUCCACAAAGUAAGUGAACUGGACAACUAUUCUGCCAUGACCUCCUCCACAGCUCAGCAGAUGUCCCAUGACCCAGAUCCAAGGUUUAACAAUCCAUCUGAGCCACCUUUACCAACACCUUUGAGUUUUUUUGGUGGAAGCGCUGAAAACUGUGAUGUCUUAUAG
Nothobranchius furzeri (turquoise killifish) is the source of this 993-nucleotide messenger RNA. The record is from RefSeq and is a predicted model, not a curated record. Lineage: Eukaryota; Metazoa; Chordata; Actinopteri; Cyprinodontiformes; Nothobranchiidae.